AUGAGGUUCCUUUUAAAAUGCCUUCCUACGUUCGCGCUACUGGGGGGUGCCCUGACGCAGAAUACCUUCAGCGCGAGGAUCAGGAACAACUGCGGGAAUACGAUGCGCUUGUUCAUCGACGGUGUCGAUACUGGCCCUCUCCUCCCAGGCGGCGACCAUUUCGCGAACUUGGGUCUCGACACUGUGAUCUACAAUACCCUCAACGGGGGGAACCCCGACGGGAGUGCUACUACUAGGGUGUUCUUCUGGGGCGAGCGGUUCUAUUACUACAUCGUCAAAGACGCCGGAGUGAGCAACGUGGGUGUGAGUAUCAGUGUACCUGAGCACCCCAAGUCUGUCGAUGGGCUAUGCACCACUAUUACGUGCGAGCCAGCCACCUGCAGCAGCUCUGAGGCGUACUCAGAAAAGCAAGCAUUUACAGAGAACGCGAUCCCUGUUUCAUCCUCUCCCGCUCUGCCUUUGCGAUCAUGCCCAUUCGGAGGGGCGAGAUACGUCGUUGAAUGGUGCCCGAAUGGAACUAUGCCGCCUGGUUGGGAACAGAAUGGUCAAGAAAUCCAGCUCGUUGUGCCAGGAGACCGGAUUUGGUGUGUUGACGUUCGAGCUGCCGCAUUUACUCCUGGAACGCCGGUCCAGCUCUAUCGAUGCAACGGAACGCCAGCGCAGAAAUGGCUAGUCCCUUCUCCAGCCACUACUCCGGGUGAAGUGCGCCUUUUCGGGACAGACCUUUGUCUCGAUGCUGGAAGUAACCCACACAAUGGCGGUCUACUGACCAUUCAGCAAUGUGACGGACGCCCCUCCCAGGUCUGGGUCUACGACGAUACAAAUGGCCGUUACACAUUCUCAACCAUUGGAGGGCAAUGCAUGGAUGAUACCAAUGGGCUCAAGGAGGAUUGGGUACAGUUACAGACCUGGGGAUGCGGUCCUCCCGAGAAUCCUAAUCAGAAAUGGUUGGCCAGCGUGGCGAUCGCUCCUUGA
This is a messenger RNA of Coprinopsis cinerea okayama7#130, 975 nucleotides long. RefSeq lists its product as hypothetical. The transcript is spliced from 7 exons. The record is from RefSeq and is a predicted model, not a curated record. The coding region runs from base 1 to 975 and encodes 324 amino acids. NCBI's taxonomy places the organism in Eukaryota, Fungi, Basidiomycota, Agaricomycetes, Agaricales, Psathyrellaceae.